UUCAUGGGAUUCCACAAUAUGGCUGUAUAUAAUCUGCUGCUCUUCACCUUGGUCCUUAUUAUAUACAUUUUGACAAUAUGUGGCAACUUGUUGAUCAUCAUACUGGUGAACUAUGGCAAGACCCUUCAUUCUCCCAUGUACUUCUUCCUUUCCCAACUCUCUGUAUCUGACAUUAUGCUGACCACAGAUAUUGCUCCUAACAUGUUAAAUAUUGUUCUACACGAGAGGACCCCCAUAUCCUUUUCUGGUUGCAUCACUCAAUAUUAUGUCUUUGGCACAAUAGAAACAUUUGAAUGUUUCCUUCUGACAGUGAUGUCCUAUGACCGCUAUCUAGCCAUCUGCUCUCCUCUGCAUUAUACCUCCAUUAUGAAACACACACUUUGCAUUCAAUUAGUUCUUGCAUCCUGGCUUUUGAGCUGUUCUAUGGUAUUCAUUUUUACACUUGGUUUAUGUGAACUAGAAUUCUGUGGACCAAAUGUUAUUGACCAUUUCUAUUGUGAUUUAAAUCCUCUUCUGGAACUUUCUUGUUCCGAUACAUCCAAAGUUCAAAUGGAAGCCACCUUGUUGUGUGUCCCUGUGAUAGUAUUACCCUUCCUUCUGAUAGUAGUUUCAUAUACUUAUAUUGUUGUAACUCUGUUAAAUAUUUCCUCCUUUUCAGGAAGACUGAAAUCCUUUUCCACGUGUAGCUCCCAUCUCAUUGUUGUGUUUCUAUUUUACGGAACCCUAAUUGCCAUGUAUCUGAUUCCAAAGAAAGGGCAGUUACGAACCACCAGUAAGAUAAUGUCCUUGUUGUACACGGUUUUUACUCCCUUUGUAAAUCCUUUCAUUUACAGCUUGAGAAAUAAAGACAUUAAAGAAAUUGUAAAAAAAAUUGUGUAUAUAAGAAAAAGCUAA
Rana temporaria (common frog) is the source of this 894-nucleotide messenger RNA. Its product is annotated as olfactory receptor 11L1-like. Gene Ontology annotation, molecular function: olfactory receptor activity; G protein-coupled receptor activity. The coding region runs from base 4 to 894 and encodes 296 amino acids. The record is from RefSeq and is a predicted model, not a curated record. The transcript has a single exon. Lineage: Eukaryota; Metazoa; Chordata; Amphibia; Anura; Ranidae. Gene Ontology annotation, cellular component: membrane. Gene Ontology annotation, biological process: G protein-coupled receptor signaling pathway.